Molecule: messenger RNA, 1499 nt
Organism: Neltuma alba
Lineage: Eukaryota; Viridiplantae; Streptophyta; Magnoliopsida; Fabales; Fabaceae
Product: topless-related protein 4-like
Biological process (GO): regulation of DNA-templated transcription
Molecular function (GO): protein binding
Source: RefSeq, a predicted model, not a curated record
UCUCUUUCUCCUUUCUCCCCAAAUCCCUAGCCCUUUCCUGUAUAAAUACUUCACCAGAAGCGUUCCAACACGGGAAAAGCUAGAGAGAGAAAGCAGAGCGAGAAACCACUGAAACCCUCCUUAAUUAUCCUCGUUCUGCUUCGAGGGUUAUCGAUCUGUGUAGGAAAUCUCAGACAGGCGGACUUAUUUUAGUUGCUGGGGACACCGCCAUGUCUUCGCUUAGCAGAGAACUGGUGUUUCUUAUACUUCAGUUUCUAGAUGAAGAAAAAUUUAAGGAGUCUGUUCACAAGUUGGAGCAAGAGUCGGGAUUUUUCUUUAACAUGAGAUAUUUCGAGGAUAUGGUAACGAAUGGGGAGUGGGACGAGGUUGAAAAAUAUUUGUCUGGUUUCACGAAGGUGGAUGAUAAUAGAUAUUCCAUGAAGAUCUUCUUUGAGAUUAGGAAGCAGAAAUACCUUGAAGCUUUAGAUAAGCAAGAUCGAUCAAAAGCAGUGGAUAUUUUAGUGAAGGACUUGAAAGUGUUUGCCGCAUUUAAUGAGGAUCUUUUCAAGGAAAUCACACAACUGUUGACUUUGGAUAACUUUAGACAUAAUGAACAGCUAUCUAAGUAUGGAGAUACAAAGUCCGCUAGGGGGAUAAUGCUCGCUGAACUAAAGAAAUUAAUAGAAGCUAACCCUUUGUUUCGUGAUAAGCUUCAGUUUCCUACCUUGAAGAACUCCAGGCUGCGGACUUUAAUCAAUCAAAGUUUAAACUGGCAACAUCAACUCUGUAAGAAUCCAAGGUCUAAUCCUGACAUAAAGACCCUAUUUGUAGACCAUAGCUGUGGACAGCCAAAUGGUGCACGGGCUCCAUCCCCUGUUACUAAUCCUCUAAUGGGUGCUGUCCCCAAGGCUGGAGGUUUCCCACCGCUUGGUGCUCAUGGUCCAUUCCAGCCAACACCACCUGCUCUUCAGACAUCACUUGCUGGAUGGAUGGCCAAUCCAUCCCCUGUUCCACACCCAUCAGCCUCUGCAGUACCAAUAGGUUUGACUGCAGCGAAUAAUGCAGCUAUUUUAAAGCGCCCCAGAACUCCCACUAAUAACCCAGCUAUGGACUAUCAAACUGCAGAUUCAGAUCACGUAUUGAAGAGGACAAGGCCUUUUGGCAUAUCAGAUGAAGUCAAUAAUCUACCAGUAAAUAUUCUGCCUGUUGCUUACUCUAGCCAAAGCCACGGUCAGAGCUCCUAUUCGUCUGAUGACUUGCCCAAGAACGUUGUGAUGACUCUAAGCCAAGCAUCUGUCAAAAGUAUGGAUUUCCAUCCGCUUCAACAAAUCCUACUUUUAGUUGGAACAAACAUGGGAGAUGUCAUGGUGUGGGACGUAGGUAGCCGUGACAGGAUUGCACUUAGAAAUUUCAAGGUCUGGGACCUUGGAGUGUGUUCAAUGCCUCUACAGGCAUCACUGGCUAAUGAUUACACAGCUUCGGUGAACCGUGUGAUGUGGAGUCCUGAUGGAACACUUUUG